GGUUGCAGCGGUGCAUUCAUUAUUUUCUUUCCAUUACAAAGAAGACCAGCAUCCAUACUUUCUUUUCUUUUCUUCACAGUUUUAGUUCGUUCCAGGCCAAUUGCAUGCAUUGUAUGUCUGCCAAAAUGGUUUGCGAAACUAAAAUCGUUGCAGACGAACAAGAGGCCAUAGCUGGGAGUAAAAAAGAUUCAAUGAUCGUUUCCUCUUCGCAAAUGUGGACGUCUUCUCCCAGUGUGCACGACAGCAAGGAUGAAAAACGGAAUCAGGUUUUUAUCCGCGAGUUUGAACAUUCUGACCAUGAGGAGGUGCGCCGGAUCUUCAACGAGGGAAUCAUGGAGCGCAUACCCAAUUCGGCAUUUCGGGGUCUAAAACAACAAAAUAAAAUCCAAUUUAUCUACGCCUUUCUCACAGUAAUGUGCUAUGUUAUGACCAAAUCCUUCAUACUGACCUUCUGCACACCCUUUAUUCUCAUGGGUGCACGUUAUUACUACAGCAGAAAUGUCAUACUCAACUACCUGGACUGCGCUCUGCACACUGAUAUGGCUGACAUAGAGGCAUAUUACAUGAAACCCACAGGCUCUUGUUUCUGGGUGGCAGUUUUGCAAGGCCAGGUGGUGGGCAUCGUAGCAGCACAUGGUAGAGAAGAUGACAACACAGUUGAACUUCGUCGCAUGUCUGUGGACUCUCGUUUUCGUGGUAAAGGCAUCGCUAAGGCUCUGGGUAGACGUGUUCUAGAGUUUGCCAUGUUAAACAACUACUCUGCUGUGGUUCUGGGAACGACUGCAGUCAAGAUGGCCGCCCACAAGCUGUACGAGUCAUUGGGUUUCCGGCGAGUGGGAGAGAAUAAGGACUACACGCUGCCAGGGAUGACCCAUUCACUGCUGGAGAGGCUCUUCUUCCAGAUCCGCUACAGCCGGUACAGAUUACAGCUUAACGAAGAGUGAGAGACAUAGAGUUAACUUGAGCGUGCAAGAUAGAAUAUAAAAGAAGCCGCUGGCAAUGACCCUGAACCUCCCACUGACCCGGUCCUCUUCUACCUAUUUAUUUAUGUUUUUUAUUUAAAAGAGUCAAAUCUGUUCUUACAACUUUUAUUUUUAUUCAUACUUAUUUUUAUUCUUAUUUGUAUUGUUAUAUUAAUUUUUAAGGGGGUUUAGUGGACAUUUCAUUCCUUUGAUCCUGUUUCUGCUCAUAGUCUUUCUUUUCAUAGUCAUCUUGUCACCUUAAAACACCAUAAUCAAGUAAAUAUCUCUAAAGAUUUUAUGUUGUUAGGAUAUGAAUGGAAAUUUGUUUACAGUUACAAAUAUCCUUCUAAAAACAUUCUGCCUCUGACCCUGAUCCAUAGGGUAGCACAGACCAAUCUUAAAGAUCAUCAAGCAGUGGACGUAGUAAACUUUGAUCCACCUUUUCUGAUGCUACCAUCCUCUUUUGGCAAUAUUAGCAGUCUGGUGGAAUCAAACAGUCCAUAAAAUUUGAACUUUUAGUCCGAAGCACAGCAUGUCUAUUUUUAACUGUCUAUCUGACAAACAAAAAAGAAAGCUCAAAAUCUGGUGAGUAUUAAAAAGUCAGUGAUUUAUAUCCCAAAGCUCCUAGUGUUGGUUGAGCAGGUUCCAGUGUUAAGCCACAGUAUCUUAGAAACCACAAGAAAUAAAUUAAAGUUCUUUCAUGUUGAAGAAAAAUCUUUAUCUACAAAUUUGGCUGACAUUUAAAUUUAUUUUGGCGGAAUUAAUACAUUGCCAUCAACUAAUUUGAGCACAUACAGCUUUAAUAGCCAUUUGAUUUAAAUUUUGUAAACUUUUUUCAUCCUUCAGGUUGGGGAGAAAAUAGGAUUUACAACAAAAGUUCUGAAUUGUAGUAAUGAUUCCCCAUCUGAUAUUGCUCCUUCACUGCAAUAUCUAAAAUCUGGAAAACAAAUGCAAUCAAAUAUGACUCACACAGUAUUCAAAUUAAACUUGGGUGGCAUAAUAGCUGCAAUCUGAUGAUGGAACUUAAAUUAAACUGAGCACAAAUAUAAAUUUGUAUAAAUAUAAAAGAUUGACUUUACAAGUAUACAAUAUAGAAGGCUUCAUAUUCUGCAACUAAUCAAUGUAUAUUUAAAAUGUUUGAAUACAUAUUAAUGACACCCAUAAUCUCUCUCCAUCUCCAUUCUUCUAUCACAGUACCAGCAGAGGGAGAGAUACAAAUCACAAUGAGCCUCAUCUGUGACAUAACGUUGUAUAAAGUUAAGCAACUAAAUGUGAUUAAAAAUACAUAGAAGUAACUUGUAGUGCAAAAAACAUGAACCUCGUUAGUUUUCCUUGACUUGACUUUAACCCCACCCCUUUAAAAAAUCUGACUGCAACCCUGGGCCAGACCCCUCCCUCCCUUACAUCCCCACCCUUCAACCCCAUCCACAUAACUGCAUGCACCACUGAGUCUUGUUGUGCUCCCUCUUUCCAUUCUAGCUUGUACUAUCGCCAUACUUCCGUCUUUGAUGUCACAGUAGCAGUGUGGAAAUGGCUUAGAAUGUGAGAUGGCCAGGGUCAGCCAAAUACUAGGACUACCCAAAAGCUUGCUGCUUCAAUGACAUCACAGCUUUCAAUAGUAGAAUGCAAGAGCAAUGCAAAUGUGUGGCAUGCCUCUGUACCUGGUUUGUGCAUACGGUGCCUGCCAUGGAGAAGUAAACUAUAUUAAAAAUAUGUAAAACAAGCUUCUUUUUUAACUGAACAUAUAACAAACAUUUGUGUUUCAUUGUUCAAAGAACUUGUUGCAUGAAACGUCUUUGAAUGAAAAAUGAGCAAGAAAAUACCAUCUUUCACAUGGCAAGUCUUAAAAUUGAAACUGUUUCUUUUUUUUUUUUUUUUGUACUUUUAUGUAAUUUCAGUUUGUUUAAACAUUUUUAGGCUGGUUAUCAUCUUAUUUUAGGAUAUUCUGAGAUUACUAUUUUGUUCUUUUUUUCUGUUUUUGUUUGCCUUGAUUUAUCUGAAUGCACUGUUUUUAUUACAGAUAAGUUUGGUGAUGCUUCUCACUUUAUUUGUGAGGGUGUCCCUAAUAGAUAGCAGUUCUCUUUGACACAACUUUGCCAGUUGCGUGUGCCAGUCAAAUUAGACAGCAUUCACCUGUCUCCCUUAAAAUUGACUUCUUAUUUAAUGGCCAGUUAAGCUGAAUUAAAAUGCACUGACAUCCUUAAGAGGAAGGUUCUGGGGGGAUAAAAUCUGUUAUAUGCUGUUUAAACUAUUGACUUGACUUGUGUGAGACAAUACUAAAAAACAAACCUCAUAUGUAGUAUAAAAAUAUUUUCUACUAUCAGGAGUUUACUCUAUUCCAUUUUUGGGAUCAAAUUAUCCUUGGUUAUUAUCCAAUCAACAGUAAAAACACUCAAACGUCUGCAUCUCAUUAUUCUGAAUGGGAUUAACCACAGUGCUGGCAGAUCUGAAUGUACAUGUCAAUCAGCAAUGUAGUACAUAUUUCAAAGAUUUAGAUUUGAACAGUGUUUGAGGAACUUGGGGUCUUUCACUAUGAGUGUUAAUAUUCUUCUGUAGUUCAUCUGCCUUGACUUAAAAACCCUUAUAUUAUUAUUCUGAAUGCAGUUAGCAUGGGAUUGGGGAUUACAGGUAUAAAGUGCAUGUAUUGCUGCCAGAUUAAAGAGAGCCUUAAGGCCUGGUAUACUUCGUUUUUGUGCGGUCUAGAUCAGAUCAUGCCCGGUUGACCGCAUUGCCUUUGAAAGUAUACUCUACUGACCACAAGCGAAUAAGAACGCCUUCGACGCAUGCCCACAACAACUGCUUUGAGAUACUCUUUUACUAUAGUCAGCGGCAGGUGGAUGUGCCGACAACGUGCACAGACAAGGACUGUCCACAUGUUGAGAAAAUCCAAGUAGGUAUAGCUGCAGUCCAGAGAUCUCCAAAUGGGGGGUGGGAUUACUCCAGAAGGGGGUGGGGAAAGGUUUAGUUGAGGGACUUCCUAUUUAUUUGCUGGCAGAUUGGGGUUCCUACCCCUUUUUGGAACACUGCCUGCAUCCUUCUCAGAAAAUCUGGAGCGAUCAGCAACGCAGACAACCGAAGUAUACAUUGGCCUUUACUGUAAUGUUAACAUUGCGAGAAUACCAUGAUCAUUGCUUGUGUUUAACUAACCUGUUGACCAGUCCCUGAUCAUGUUACUAGUUUUGCACAUGUUAAAGGCUGAAUUAAAUUGGAUGUAUGUAUACAGGUAGUGAUAUGUACUAGGAUAAGGGUUUUAACUAGUGAUUCAGAAGCAGCUAAAAUAAACAUUAAUGGGGUUUAAAGGUCACUAGGUAGUGUUUGGCUAAUGGAUUUCUCUGAAAGUAAUUUUGUUUUUUGACAGAUUUCUACUCAUAUGUCAUAAGAAUUAAAGAGCAUCCUUUGUAUAUACAUUUCUAGUGCAUCAGAAGAAGACUUAUUGAUGACGAUAAUGAUAUAAGGCAUUUAGAUUGACCUUGGAAACCUGCAUAGAGAUGGCUACUACAAUGUUUCACUUUACAGAAGAUAGGGAUAUCAGGGAAGAUCCACAAUGGUAGAAAAACUUGUUUCAUCACUGUCACAAUUUAGGUGAUAUAUGGUACAAGCUAACAAACCAAAGUGUGGAGCUGCUCCCAUCGUACGAUUAUUUUCUUUUAUUGGUUAAUUUUUAAGUUAUCUCUUUUUACUAAGAGUUUGUCUAACAUGCUUAUGUAUGAUCCGCUAUAAUGUAUCAUUAUUACUAUUUUUAAAGGUUAAAUUUGCCAAAGUUGGGAUGUUUGCUAUAUUUAGUUAUUUUGCUGUUUGUCUUUUAGAUGUACAGUUAUUGCCACAACUCCAUAUUUAUAGGAUUCUUUUAGAACUCAAGCCCAUGUGCCAUUUGAUUAAGCUAUAAAACAAAGUAUCACAGUAAAAAAAACAUGAGAUUAUAAAAGUGAUAAAAUGCUGUUUUCAUGUUCAAUCCCUCAUACUUUACUGGAGGUAUUCACUAAGAUGCUAUUAGUAUUGGCACAGCAACAUUGCCACAGGCAAGCAAAGGUCUGAGAAGAAGUGAAUGCAAUUUUUUUUAUUUUCAUUAUUUUAUAUUUCAGUGUUUCUAAUGGCAACCAACAUGUUUACUUGUAACUUGAAGUUGAAUUCUUUAGUUUACAGUGGCUUAUUGUGUUUGUGUGUACUGAUUCCCCACAAAUAAGUGAAAACUUUUGUGACUAACUGAUGUCGGGCCUCUGAAAGUUGUGUCUAGCUCUGAACCAUGAUUGGUACGUUUCGAAUAUCCAAAUUCUCCUAAUUCACAGGGAGUGCAGUCUAAAGCAAUCUGCUCUUGUUGCAUUUAUCACAACAGAGAAGUCAAUUUCUUCAAAAACUACACAAUUUCAAGCUUUUAUGAUUUUUCUUGAAGACAAAAAGAAUGAUCCUUUUUUAUUAACAUUGUAAUGGUAAAGUUAUAUGUAAUAAAUGUAAUUUCCUGUAUAUAGCAUUUGGGGACAUUUUAUGAUAAUGUUUGUAACAGAAACUAUAUGAAUAUAAUUACUGUACUUAUUUUAAGAUGUUUACAAAACAAAUGACACACUUUGGAAAACUACUGCAAACUGAGACACUUUUAAUCUAUACAGUUCACAUUUGUGCCAAUCAGAGCAAACACAACUUUCAGAUUCCCUGCCAUCCUCUCAGCACUGAACCUAUUAGCAGUUCAUAGAAGCAUUACUAACUGCAGGUGGGUUACAAAUGAUUGCAAAUUACUGCUAGUUUACAGGUAAAUCAUUGGGAAUACUUUGGAAAUGUAUGGCAAUUAUGAGGUAACUUCAGAAGUUAUGUAAUACUUAUUUUCUUUUCUCAAGAUAAACUCAUGUUUACUGUUUCUGGAGUAAGUUGGCUUCAUUUGUGCCAUUCAUGUCAGUGAGCUGAAUACAUUUCAGUUAUUGUCUGCCUGUAACUAUGGAAACAAGGCCACACAAAGCACAGCAGGAAAAUUAGAUGCAGCCAUACACAGGGGCAGGAGGUUUUGGCAUGGCAAAUCUGACCUUGCUUUACCUGUUUGGUCGCAGUGAUCAUCUGGUUGUAUUAGUUAGAAAUAAUUGUACUGCUUUGGUUUCUUUAGAUGUCCUUUUGUAGUAUUUUUCUUUUAUUUGCUGUAUACUUUGCCCCCUUCUUUUUCUUUCAGUUUUUUUUACACAGGAACUUUGUAAAGAUGUAAAGAAAUGUUUUCCUGAUUUAUGAAAGGAAAGGAUGUACAUACUGUAUCAAUUAAAGGAAUGAUGCAUAA
Messenger RNA from Xyrauchen texanus (razorback sucker), 6216 nucleotides. RefSeq names its product N-acetylaspartate synthetase-like. The transcript has 3 exons. The coding region runs from base 105 to 944 and encodes 279 amino acids. Lineage: Eukaryota; Metazoa; Chordata; Actinopteri; Cypriniformes; Catostomidae. Gene Ontology annotation, cellular component: mitochondrial membrane. Gene Ontology annotation, molecular function: L-aspartate N-acetyltransferase activity. The record is from RefSeq and is a predicted model, not a curated record.